UCCUGCCCAAUCUCCCGGCGACGCACGCCGCCGCCGCAGCCGCAGCCGCAGCCCUUCCUCUCUGCACCUAAUCGCCGGCGGCGCGUCUCGCCUCGCCUCAUCCUCCAGAGCAGAGCAGGAGAACGAAAAGCAGGGGGGAGCUCACCGAUCAUGGCUGACUACGAGCAGGAGCAGGAGAUGGAGGUGGAGGCCCUGCAGGCCAUCCUCAUGGACGACAUCAAGGAGAUCGAUCCCAGCGAGAGCGGGCUCAGCACCACGGCCCGGUGCUUUCAGAUCCUGCUGUCUCCGCAGGAUGAUGAUUUUGACGAGUCAGCUUAUGUGCCAGUCCAACUGGCUCUGAUUUUUGCGCACACCGAAAAAUAUCCAGACGAGCCUCCACUUUUGAAUGUAAAAAGUGUACGAGGAAUCAAAUCAGAAGAUCUUGCAUCCUUGAAAGAAAAGCUUGACCAAGAAGCAACUGAAAAUCUCGGUAUGGCUAUGGUCUAUACUCUUGUCACAUCGGCUAAAGAGUGGUUAAGUGAGAAAUAUGGACAGAAUGCUGGAGAUGAUGAAUCUGAAGAAAAUGAGUCUGAAGAAGAGGAGGUCAUAGUGCCCCAUGGUGAAGCUGUUACUGUAGAGAGUUUUAUGGCUUGGAGAGAACGCUUUGAAGCUGAGUUAGCGCUACAGCGUGCCAAGCUUAUGCCAGAGUCAGCUCUUACAGCUCCAAAGGAAAAGAAACUCUCAGGAAGACAGUAUUUCGAGAGUGGAAGGCAUACGAUGAAAGGAGCAAGCACAACUGCUGACGAAGAGGAGGAAGAAGAGGAAGACAUCGACUUUGAUGAAGACUUCGAUGAUGAUGAAGAGGACAUGCUUGAGCAUUAUUUGGCAGAACAGUCAGGCAAAUCGUCAGCUUAGGCUUUAUUACCAUAGAAGAGGCAUUUUGGGCAAAAUAUGUUUCUAGGAGAGCACAGCCUGGUUAUAUAUUACAGGUGAAGCCU
This is a messenger RNA of Oryza brachyantha (malo sina), 977 nucleotides long. Its product is annotated as RWD domain-containing protein 1. NCBI's taxonomy places the organism in Eukaryota, Viridiplantae, Streptophyta, Magnoliopsida, Poales, Poaceae. Gene Ontology annotation, biological process: cytoplasmic translation. Gene Ontology annotation, molecular function: protein binding. Bases 151 to 894 code for a protein of 247 amino acids. The record is from RefSeq and is a predicted model, not a curated record. The transcript has 11 exons.